Messenger RNA from Nymphaea colorata (pocket water lily), 2341 nucleotides. Its product is annotated as FACT complex subunit SSRP1. NCBI's taxonomy places the organism in Eukaryota, Viridiplantae, Streptophyta, Magnoliopsida, Nymphaeales, Nymphaeaceae. The record is from RefSeq and is a predicted model, not a curated record. The transcript has 16 exons. Gene Ontology annotation, cellular component: FACT complex; nucleus. Gene Ontology annotation, molecular function: histone binding; nucleosome binding; DNA binding. Bases 100 to 2040 code for a protein of 646 amino acids.
CGUACCCUUCACUGGGGAGCCAAAGGGAUCCACAGGCGCCAUUUUUCCUCCCAGCUUCUCUCUUCUCUCUCUUCUUCUCUCUCUCUCUGGGGAGGCGCAAUGACAGACGGGCACCUGUUCAACAACAUCCUUCUGGGCGGCCGAGGGGGCGCUAAUCCGGGGCAGCUUAGGGUUCAUUCGGGGGGUAUCAUAUGGCGGAAGCAGGGUGGUGGGAAGGCUGUGGAAGUUGACAAAUCUGACAUAGUUGGGUUGAUCUGGAUGAAAGUUCCGAGGGCAUAUCAGCUCGGUGUGCGGAUUAAAGCUGGGCUUGUUUACAAGUUCACGGGCUUUCGUGAGCAGGAUGUGAACAGUUUGACAAGUUUUAUGCAAAAUUCAAUGGGGAAAACACCAGAGGAAAGACAAUUGUCAAUAAGCGGUUGCAAUUGGGGUGACGUGGAUCUGAAUGGAAAUAUGUUGACAUUCUUGGUUGGCUCAAAGCAGGCCUUUGAGGUAUCUUUAGCAGAUGUAUCACAGGCACAGUUACAAGGGAAAACUGAUGUUGUUUUAGAGUUUCAUGUAGAUGAUACCACUGGAGCUAAUGAGAAAGAUUCGCUGAUGGAGUUGAGCUUUCACGUACCUAAUUCCAAUACAUCCUUCCUUGGAGAUGAAACACGCCCUCCAGCACAGGUCUUCCGAGAUAGAAUAAUGUCUGUAGCUGAUGUUGGUACAUCAGGCGAGGAUGCUGUUGUCAUGUUUGAUGGUGUUGCUAUACUUACACCUAGAGGGCGCUACAAUGUGGAGCUUCAUAUGUCAUUUUUGCGGCUUCAAGGGCAAGCAAAUGAUUUCAAAAUUCAGUAUAGCAGUGUCGUUCGCCUUUUUCAAUUGCCUAAGUCCAAUCAGCCACAUACUUUUGUCAUUAUUACUUUAGAUCCACCAAUUCGGAAAGGACAAACUUUGUAUCCACAUAUUGUGAUGCAGAUUGAAACAGACUAUGUUGUUGAAAGUACAUUAUCAAUCAGUGAAGAUCUGAUGAAGACAAAAUAUAAGGACAGGCUGGAAUUAUCCUAUAAGGGAUUAAUGCCUGAAGUGUUCACUCAGAUAUUGCGUGGUUUAUCUGGUGCUAAAGUAACUAGACCUGGGAAGUUUCGUAGUGCUCAGGGUGGAUUUGCAGUGAAAUCAUCAUUGAAAGCUGAAGAUGGGGUCCUAUAUCCUCUAGAGAAAGGAUUCUUUUUCCUACCGAAGCCACCCACCCUUGUUUUACAUGAUGAGAUUGAUUAUGUUGAGUUUGAGAGACAUGGUGCUGGAGGAUCAACUAUGUCAUCUCACUACUUUGACCUGCUGGUAAGGUUGAAGAGUGAACAGGAGCAUCAGUUCCGGAAUAUCCAGAGGAAUGAAUAUCAUAACCUUUUCGACUUUAUAAGCUCAAAGGGUUUGAAGAUCUUGAACCUUGGUGGCACCCAGGCUGCAACAGGUGUUGCAGCUGUCCUUAAUGAUGAUGAUGAUGAUGCUGUUGACCCUCACCUUGAGCGUAUAAAGAAUCAACGUGAUGAUGGUGGUGAAGAAAGUGAUGAAGAGGAUGAAGACUUUGUUGCUGAUAAAGAUGAUGCUGGUUCACCUACUGAUGAUUCAGACGAAGAGGAGUCAGAUGCCAGUGAAAGUGCAGAUGACAAGGAAAAACCUCUGAAGAAGGAGCCUAAAAAAGAUGCAGUGGCUUCAAAGUCUAGUGGAAAGAAAAAACCUAGGGAUGAUGAUGAUGAUGGUUCAAAAAAGAAAAAGCAGCCAAAGAAGAAGAAAGAUCCCAAUGCACCAAAGAGGGCAAUGUCUGCAUUUAUGUUUUUCUCCACAACUGAAAGAGAUAAUCUAAGGAAAAGCAACCCUGGGAUGUCAUUUACCGAUGUUGGAAGAGCCCUUGGAGAAAAGUGGAAGAAGAUGACAGCUGAAGAGAAGGAGAGGUAUGAGACCAUGGCGAGAGCUGAUCAAAAGCGCUACAAGGAUGAAAUGGCUGGUUAUAAGAAUGUUCCCGUCAAUGUUGACUCCGGUAAUGAACCAGACAGUGAGUAAUGCCUGUCCAUUAUGAAGAUAGGAUUUGUUGCAUCGUUUACAAGCUUUCCUCAUACUGAUGAUAUUUGAGUUCAGCCAAUAAGUUAAGUGUUCUUCGACUCCCCUCCCCUCCUUUCUCUCUUUCUCCCUCUUAUAUAUAUGAAUGUAAUAGUGGUCAAAAGGAAAACCGUUUUUGCUGAGAGCUGUUUGGUGAGUUAAAAAUUAUGGAGUCACUGUUGUAAUGUUGCAGUAUGUAUUAACCAGUGAGAGUGCAAAGCGAAUAUUGGCUUUUCAUUCUAUGAUCACUUUCCUGGCAAGAGCA